AUGACCGAAAGAAAUCUCACCACUGUGACAGAGUUCAUUCUCGUGGGCUUCACAAAUCACCCUGAACUGGCAGUUCUGCUCUUCCUGGUGUUUCUCAGUUUCUAUCUUGUCGCUCUUCUAGGGAAUGUGGGGAUGAUUAUUCUAAUCCAAGCAGACAUCCAACUCCACACCCCAGUGUACUUCUUCCUGAUUCACCUCUCCCUCCUGGAUGCCUGUUAUGCCUCAGUCAUCACCCCUCAGAUCCUGGCCACACUAGCCACAGGCAAGAAGGUCAUCUCCUAUGGCUGCUGUGCUGCCCAGUUCUUUUUCUUCACCAUCUGUGCAGGCACAGAGUGUUGCCUGCUGGCAGUGAUGGCCUAUGACUGCUAUGUCGCCAUUAGCAACCCACUGCACUACAACAUGGCUAUGACUCCAGGCACCUGCAGGGGCUUGUUGGCCGGGGCCUAUAUGCGUGGGGUGUCGGGGGCCAUCCUGCGUACCAUGUGCACUUUCACCCUCUCCUUUUGUGAUGACAAUGAGAUCAACUUCUUCUUCUGUGACCCCUCACCCCUGCUGAAGCUCACCUGCAGCAGCAUGACACAAAGUGAGAUUGCCAUUCUCUUUUUUGCAGAACUCAUGUUCCUGGCCAAUGUUACGAUCAUCCUGGUCUCUUACAUGCUCAUCAUUAGAGCCAUCCUGAGGGUGAAGUCUGCUGGUGAGCGAGCCAAGACCUUCUGCACCUGCACCUCCCACCUUACCACUGUUGUCCUGUUCUUUGGGACUCUUGCCUUUAUGUACCCGAGAAGUAACUCAAACAAAUCCCCAGAGGAGGACAAGAUCAUGUCUGUCUUUUACACUGUGGUCAUCCCUAUGCUGAACCCCUUAAUCUACAGUCUGAGAAACAAAGAUGUAAAAGCUGCAUUCAGAAAAGUCAUUGGUGAACUCCAGUUCCCAAAGGGUGUAGCUUCAGGCAAGGGUCAUUCAUCCUGA
This is a messenger RNA of Galeopterus variegatus (Sunda flying lemur), 969 nucleotides long. RefSeq names its product olfactory receptor 9I1-like. The record is from RefSeq and is a predicted model, not a curated record. NCBI's taxonomy places the organism in Eukaryota, Metazoa, Chordata, Mammalia, Dermoptera, Cynocephalidae. Gene Ontology annotation, biological process: G protein-coupled receptor signaling pathway; sensory perception of smell. The coding region runs from base 1 to 969 and encodes 322 amino acids. Gene Ontology annotation, cellular component: membrane. The transcript has a single exon. Gene Ontology annotation, molecular function: odorant binding; olfactory receptor activity; G protein-coupled receptor activity.